Messenger RNA from Myzus persicae (green peach aphid), 612 nucleotides. RefSeq lists its product as uncharacterized. The transcript has a single exon. NCBI's taxonomy places the organism in Eukaryota, Metazoa, Arthropoda, Insecta, Hemiptera, Aphididae. The record is from RefSeq and is a predicted model, not a curated record. The coding region runs from base 1 to 612 and encodes 203 amino acids.
AUGCUGUUACUUACGUUUGUCACGCUGCUAGGUACGGCAGCAGUGACGUUGGUGAGCUGUGAGAGAUAUCAGCUAUUGGAAAAUGGUUACGUGGACGUGACCAUGGAAAAACGGACGUGUUUGAAUAAACAGUCGUUAUCAGUGCCCGUCAAGUUGGUGGGCGUGGCGUCCGAGUCAAAAGCGCCGCGGAAGAGUUUCACGAGCAACACGCAAUUCUUCGCAAUGGACGGAGUAAAGGACAAGUUAAAGGGUGACGAGAGGGGCCACCUGGUGGCGUCCACGAUCGGCGGCCCGUCCGAUGACAGCUGGAACAUGGUGCCUCAGCAAGCGAGUGUGAACCGGAAGCUCUCAAAGGAGAGCAACAUAAUGGCCCGGUGGGAUGAAUUCGAAAAGUGGAUGCUGCUGGAGAUCGGACGAAAAAAUACGGUUCAAUUCACUAUCAAGGUGAAUUACGAUAAUGCCAGAGGCUGCCGGCCGGUCAGUUUCGAGGUGGACGCCACUUCCAGCGCUAAACCCUCCACAGGCUUCAGGGGCACAUUCGACAACAGGCCGGACGAUCCUUUCAGUACUGUCGCGGAAACGCAAGCGGCAAUGAAAGGCAAGAAGCCGUGA